UUUGUUUAUAGAUUCUCAUGAUUUCUUAUUUAUCAUGUUAAGUAUUAUAAUAGUCAUGUUUGAAAAAUAUUCAAGAUGAAUACGAAGGAAAAGGAAAAAUAUAUUGAAGAAUUUGAUUUUCCUCAUUGUGAUGAAUCUUCUAAAUAUGAAAAAGUUGCAAAAAUUGGUCAAGGUACUUUCGGAGAAGUGUUUAAAGCGAGAGAUAAGAAUUGUACUAAAAAAUUCGUAGCUAUGAAAAAAGUAUUAAUGGAUAAUGAAAAGGAAGGGUUUCCUAUAACUGCUUUAAGAGAAAUAAGAAUAUUGCAAUUAUUAAAACAUGACAAUGUAGUAAAUUUAAUAGAAAUAUGUAGAACAAAAGCAACUCAAUAUAAUCGUUAUCGUUCUACAUUCUAUCUUGUAUUUGAUUUUUGUGAACAUGACUUAGCAGGUUUAUUGUCCAAUGUAAAUGUCAAAUUUAAUUUAGGAGAAAUUAAAAAAGUUAUGCAACAAUUAUUAAAUGGUCUUUAUUAUAUACAUAGUAACAAGAUUUUGCAUAGAGAUAUGAAGGCUGCAAAUGUUUUAAUAACAAAAAAUGGUAUAUUAAAAUUAGCUGAUUUUGGAUUAGCCCGUGCAUUUAGUGUAAAUAAAAAUGGUCAACCAAAUCGUUAUACAAAUAGAGUUGUUACUCUUUGGUAUAGACCACCUGAACUUUUGCUUGGUGAUAGAAAUUAUGGCCCUCCUGUAGAUUUAUGGGGUGCAGGAUGCAUAAUGGCUGAAAUGUGGACCAGAUCACCUAUAAUGCAAGGGAAUACAGAGCAACAACAGCUCAUAUUAAUUUCUCAAUUAUGUGGUUCGAUUACAACAGAAGUAUGGCCAGGAGUAGAAAAUUUAGAAUUAUUUAAUAAAAUGGAUUUACCUAAAGGUCAAAAACGAAAAGUUAAAGAUAGAUUAAAACCAUAUUUAAAGGAUCCUUAUGCGUGUGACUUAUUAGAUAAACUUUUAAUUCUUGAUCCAUCUAAAAGAUUUGAUGCAGAUUCCGCAUUAAAUCACGAUUUUUUUUGGACGGAUCCUAUGCCUUGUGAUCUUAGUAAAAUGUUGGCUCAGCAUACUCAGAGUAUGUUCGAAUACUUAGCUCCACCAAGACGUCCUGGUCACAUACGCCAUCCUCAUCAUCAAGUACCUGGGGGACCAGCCAAACCUAGUUCUAGUAUGGCCGACAGUGGUUACCAAGAUCGUGUAUUUUAGAAUAGUUAUAUUUUUUUUUUUAUAACUAUAGACUGCCAUUUAUUAUUCAUAUUUUUUUCAACUCGUAGC
Apis laboriosa (Himalayan honeybee) is the source of this 1293-nucleotide messenger RNA. It is a transcript of the gene Cdk9, whose product is annotated as cyclin-dependent kinase 9. The coding region runs from base 76 to 1224 and encodes 382 amino acids. Gene Ontology annotation, cellular component: nucleus. Gene Ontology annotation, molecular function: cyclin-dependent protein serine/threonine kinase activity; ATP binding. The transcript is spliced from 7 exons. Gene Ontology annotation, biological process: protein phosphorylation. Lineage: Eukaryota; Metazoa; Arthropoda; Insecta; Hymenoptera; Apidae. The record is from RefSeq and is a predicted model, not a curated record.